AUGAAGAAGCCCAUGCCCACCGCUCCGGGUCAAUGCCAGUUCAAAUCUCUUCAGGUGGGCAUUCCACAAUUCUUUGUUCCAACUGCACCAUCCGAUCCAUCCUUCACUCAGACGAUGCAUAUGCAAGCAAGCUAUCCACUGUUGCCUGUCUGUCCCCUUCAGCAGAUUGUCGGUCAGUCGUUGCAUGAACGUUAUGGCGCCUUUGCAGCACGGGAGUGGGACUCACCUCUCCACACCGCACCCUUCCCCGAGCAUACGAAUACUGUUGGAACGGUGAUCCCACCUGUGUUGAACUGGAAAAGUCGGUGUUGCGUAGACCCCUGGAAGGGCAUUGCGCCUGUGCAGGUGCCUGAGAGUGGUGAGCGUUUGGUCACAAGUGUUGUCAAUCAGCGACACACAGUGCUGUUUUCUCCACCGCAGUGGAAAUUCUCAACCUCGCCAGAUUCUGCAUAA
This is a messenger RNA of Hydatigera taeniaeformis, 453 nucleotides long. Lineage: Eukaryota; Metazoa; Platyhelminthes; Cestoda; Cyclophyllidea; Taeniidae. The record is from the annotation of a GenBank genome assembly.